CGCGCUUCAAGGCGCAGGCGCGGGGAGGGGUUGGGGGAGGAGGGAAAGCGACGAGUAAGAUGGAAGAUGAGGAGGUCGCUGAGAGCUGGGAGGAGGCGGCAGACAGCGGGGAAAUAGACAGACGGUUGGAAAAAAAACUGAAGAUCACACAAAAGGAGAGCAGGAAAUCCAAAUCUCCUCCCAAAGUGCCCAUUGUGAUUCAAGACGAUAGCCUUCCCACGGGGCCCCCUCCACAGAUCCGCAUCCUCAAGAGGCCCACCAGCAACGGUGUGGUCAGCAGCCCCAACUCUACCAGCAGGCCAGCCCUUCCUGUCAAGUCCCUAGCCCAGCGGGAGGCAGAGUACGCAGAGGCCCGGAGACGGAUCCUGGGCAGUGCCAGCCCCGAGGAGGAGCAGGAGAAACCCAUCCUUGACAGGCCAACCAGGAUCUCCCAACCCGAAGACAGCAGGCAGCCCAGUAAUGUGAUCAGACAGCCUUUGGGUCCUGAUGGGUCACAAGGCUUCAAACAACGCAGAUAAAUGCAGGCAAGAAAGGAUGCCGCUGCCACCACAGCCACCACCACCGCCUCCUGGAUUGUCUGCCAUGGGUUGCACUGCCGUGGCAGACAUCUGGACUUGAGCAGAGGGAACGACCUGACUUACUUGCACUGUGAUCCCCCUUGCUCCGCCCACUGUGACCUUGAACCCCAUGCACUGUGACCUCUGCCUCCCCCCCCUUCCCACUGUGAUUGGCAUAUUGACAAGGGCUGUCCCAAGUCAAUAGAAAGGGAAAGGGUGGGGAUUAGGGGAGGGUUGGGGGAACCUACCAAGGACUCAGAGUAGAGGGUCAGACAGUGCCACUUGGCUACUUGGGGUAAAGCCAGUGCCAGCAAUAAGUUUAUCAUGCUCGUUAAUUUGGGAUUUCAAAACACAAAUGAGAACUGCCCCCACCCACCCCAAGUGCAUGUCGCCAUCACUUAAAAGUAAGUUCCAUUGAAAAUAUCCUUUCCUUUUUUUUUCUUCCUAUUUUUGUUUGUUUAUACAAAUAUCUGAUUUGCAAGAAAAAGUGCAUGGAAGGGGUUUUAGCAGUUUAAUGAAUUUUUAAUUGAGAAAGGGUAGCUUGGUAGUCACUUAAAGAUGUUUCUAGGAAAUUUGCUAGAAGCAUUAACCAAUAGGAUUUUGGUGAGCUUAGCUUCUGUAUCCUACUGCUGCCCAGAAAAGGCGGGGCUCCGGAGCCCCCAGUAGAUGAGCACUGUGCCUAUGUCACCUUCCUCCAGCCAAGCCCCAGCUAAGUUGCCUAGAGACAGCUCAGAGAGCCUGGGGGAGGGUGCCAACCCCAGCUCUAGUAUUGUGGGAAAUGGGGAAAGUGACCAACUUACCCUUCCCACACCCCUCAGGGUGGCUCCCUGUCAGCCAGGUUUGCUGCUCCUAGAGGUGGAUAGGACGAGGAGUAUUGGGGAGGAGACUGCUGUGGGCUCAGGGCAGGCAGAGGUGGUACUUGUCCACUGUUUGCCUCAGCACAAGCCCAGGAGAGUCUGGCUCAGAACUCCAGGCCUCUGCUGGCAUGGUCAGAGGUAGACAGACUGGAACGCUAAAGGACCUGUGGCGUGCCACAGCUGUUGAUUGCCCUGGCUCAGAAACUACCUGGUACGUUUCCUGGGUCAAAUGAGUACCAUAGGAAGAGAACAGUUAGAGAAGAGUUGGGAAAAGAAACACUUUGCAUUGCAGACGCAGGUGGUUGAUAGGUUUCUCAGAGGCCUCUUCUGCCCUUUCCCUUCUUGUCAGAACGAGGCUGGUAUGAAGGCCCAUUUCUGUCCCUGAGCCUGGAGAUUUGCUUUGGCUCCUGGUGGGGAGAGGCUUGAAAGGGCAGCUGUGUCCCAUUGGGGGCUCCCAGGCUUCCUAGUCUUUCCCGUGCAUUUUGCCUUAUCCCUCAGCCAGCCGGAUGGCCUCCUCUCUCCUGGCCAGCACACAGGGUGCUGUGGUGGUGUGGGAUUAGGGCAGCUAUGGUGGCCAAGGUGGUGAGCUGAGUUUUUGCAGAAUCCCACCGCCUUCGGUUCCCUGGCUUAUGCCCUGUAGCAGUGGCCCACAACAUUGAUAACACAGCCCUAGACCUGCCCGAAGCCAGGGGCCUUCUCUUCUGUAAUCGAGCUGCAGCAGAGCCUCAGCAACAGGGUUGGCCACCCCCAGGAGGGAGCAGGAAGGCAGUUGGCUGCUAGCUCAUAGUCUAGGGCCCAUCCACAGGGGCUAGUGGUUUCUGGUUGGAGGGCAGACUGCUUUCUGUGGAGAAGAGUGCAGAAACCCUGCUUGCCCCACCCUCUCUAGUGGGAGCUAAGGACAGCUGGUGUCUGCUUUUUGCGAGCUUGCAGGAGUUGGCUCUCCCAUCUCACUUUGGCCAAAGAAGGCCCUGCCCACAGCGCACUUGGCGCCAGCCCACCAGCAGUCUUGCAUUUGGCCUCCUAGAUGGAGAGGUGGCUGGUACAACGAGAGAAA
Molecule: messenger RNA, 2468 nt
Organism: Phodopus roborovskii (desert hamster)
Lineage: Eukaryota; Metazoa; Chordata; Mammalia; Rodentia; Cricetidae
Gene: Szrd1
Product: SUZ RNA binding domain containing 1
Exons: 4
Coding region: 60-518 (152 amino acids)
Source: RefSeq, a predicted model, not a curated record